Messenger RNA from Epinephelus lanceolatus (giant grouper), 4037 nucleotides. RefSeq lists its product as uncharacterized. The record is from RefSeq and is a predicted model, not a curated record. Lineage: Eukaryota; Metazoa; Chordata; Actinopteri; Perciformes; Serranidae.
AAACUGGGAACGCACGUCGGAGUUGUAUGAAGUUUUAGCGGAGGAAAACGUGUUUUAAAUUUCCUUCAGUAAUGGCUUCAGUACAAAGUAUGAGAGCGUUUGUGUGUGACAGACUCACCGCGGCUGCGCAGGAAAUAUUGGGAGCAUUUGAGAAGAGGAUAGAAAACUACGAGGUAGAAAUCGCUCGUCAACGCAGACUUUUGGACGCCCUGUUGUCACCUGAGAUAAAGUUACAUCGGACAGGGCUCCCGCCAGAUCCUCCCCCGAUUAAAGAGGAACAUGUGGAAAUGUGCAUCAGUCAGAAACGACAGCAGCUUCCACAGCAACAAGAGACUGAAGCUUCUAAGUUGACUCCAGCAGGUGAGGGAAGCGUUCACAGUGACCAGUCUCAACCUUUGGACACUGACCAGACUGUGAGUGCAGCGAGUAAAGAUCCUCAAUCCAGCAACUCAGACAAAGACGUAUCACCUAAGUCUGAAAGGGAGAGUGCUGCAGUAUCAGCAUCAAGCACUGACCACCAACCUGCUUCUCAAAACUCGUGUGUUACAUCUGAGAGCCAAGAUCAGUUAACUUGUAACCGUGGAGGUACAACACCAGCUAGACUUCUAGAGUCAACACCAAAUGAGAAAAGCAAUGACGAGGACGCGACAUCAGCCACAGUUACUGAGCAAACGUCCGAUAAGAGAAGCAAUGAUGGGGACACAUCAGCUACAAGUACUGGGGAGGAAUCAAGUAAGACGUGUGCUGAUGAGAACACAGUAUCGACCAGUAAUCCAGAGCAAACACAAAGUAAGAAACAGAACAAUGAGAACUUAACAUCAAGUGGAAAUAGUGACCCUACGCUAACUGAGAAACAAAAUCACGAGAACACGACGUCAAUCAGAAUCACUGAGACAACACCAGCAAACAUUGGUGAUGGGAGCACAAAAUCAAACAGAGUUUCAGAGCCAACACCAAAUAAGAAACCACAUAGUGGAAAAACAACAUCAGCUGCAAGUACCGAGCCAACACCACAUGGGAAAGGUAACAGUGAGAACACAAUGCCAAAUGAGAAACCAACACCUAAUAAGAAAAGCAAAGAUGGGAGACCAACCUCACCUGGAAGUGUUGAGCCAACACCAAAUAAAUGCUACGAUGAGACCCCAACAUCAGCUCCAGGCGCAGAGGUGACACCAAAUGAGAAAUGUAAUGAUGACGAACCAACAUCAAAAGUAAAUAGUGACCCAACACCAAAUAAGAAAAGCAAAGAUGGGAGACCAUCCUCACCUGUAAGUGCUGAGCCAACACCAAAUACAGAAUGUACCAAUGAGAAGACAAUAUCAACUACAAGUGCGGAAACAGCGCCACAUAAGCAAUGUAACAACAAGGACACAUCAAAUGCAGAUGCUGAGCCAACAUCAAAUAAGAAACGUAGCGAUGGCAAUAAAACAUCAACCAAAAGUACUGAGCUGAAGGAGAAUAAGAAACAUCAUGGUGACGGCACGACAUCAACUAAAAGUACAGAACCAACACCAAAUGAAAAAUGUAAUGAUGAUCAACCAACAUCAACAGGAAAUAGUGAGCCAACACCAAACGAGAGAAACAGAGAUCGGGGACCAACCUCUCCUGGAAGCGUUCAGACAACAGCAAGUAAGAAAUCGGCCAAUGAGAAGACAGCGUCAGCUAAAACUGCUGAUCCAACAGCAAAUAGGAAACCCAGCGAUGGGAAAGCAACAUCGUCUUCAAGUACGAAACCAGCAUCAACUAAGAAACACAGUGCUGGGAAAACAACUUCUGCUGGGAGUAUCGAGCCAACGCCAAAUAAGAAUAGCACCAGUGAGGAGACAACAUCAGCUAAACAGAAACCCAACGAUGGGAAAAUAACAUCUACUACAAGCACUAAGCCAGCACCAAAUAAGAAACAAAUUGAUGAGCAUGCAACAUCAAGCAGAAGCAAUGUGUUGACACCAAAUAAAAAAGCUAAUAAUAAGGAUACAUCUGCUAGAAGCAAGGAGUCAACAUCACGGAAGAGUCAAAAUGACGAGAGCACAACAUCCCCUACAAGCACUGAACCAACACCAAAUAGGAAUUCUGACAGUGAGAAGACAGCAUCCUCUAAAAGCAAUAAGCCAAAACCAAAUAAGAAAGUUAACGAUGAGAAAGUAACAUCAACCACAAGUACUAAGCCGACACCAAAUAAGAAACGUAAGGAGGGGAGCACAAAGUCAAAUGAAAGCACUGACCCAACACCAAGAAAGAGACGCAAGGAUGACAGGACAUCAUCAACCAGAAGUUCAGAGGAAACACAGCACGAGAAGCGUCACGAUGAGGGCACAUCAUCAAAUGAAACACCAAAUAAAAAACAUGGGAACAAAUCAGGCGGUAGCACCAAGGACGAUGAUAACCCUUACAAGUGUGACAGGUGCGGCAAAGUGAUGAGUAAUUUCAAAAACUACAAAUUUCAUAUGAAAUCCCACACAGUUGAGAAGACUUUCGAAUGUGACACUUGUGGUAAAAUGUUCAGAGAGAGUUGGGAUUUAAAUAAACAUCUAGUAAUUCACUCUGUUGAGAAGCCUUUCAAAUGCAAGGUCUGCGGAAACGGUUUCAACCGGCGUUAUAACCUCGACCUGCAUGUCCGCGUUCACACCGGGGAAAAGCCGUUCAAAUGCGACACCUGUGACAAAAGCUUCAGCUCGCUCGUGAAUAUGAAGAAGCACAUGAGAAUCCACACAGGCGAGAAGCCAUACAGCUGCGGCGAGUGCGGGAAGGAGUUUGCGGACUCCUCGUCGUUCAAAAAUCAUCAGCGGGUGCAUUCGGGGGAAAAGCCCUUUAAGUGCUCCCAGUGCAAGAGGAAAUUUGCCACCAGGACGACUUUGACAAGGCACAUCAUAACACACACGGGUGAAAAGCCAUACAAGUGCGAUGUGUGUGACAAGGUGUUUGGUCAUAGAACAGAACUGAAAGCACACAUGAGGUUACAUACCGGGGAGAAGCCUUACGAAUGCAGUACGUGUGGAGAAAAGUUCUCCACAUGGAACAAACUCCAAGUUCACAUGAGAAUCCACACUGGCGAAAGGCCUUUUAAAUGCAGCUACUGUGAGAGGACCUUCAUCCAGAAAUCUACCUUGAAGCGACACACAAAAACUCACACUGGAGAGAAGCCCUUCCAAUGCGACUCCUGUGGGAAGACGUUUGCCCAGAUGAGAGCGGUUACCAAACACAUGAGAACUCACACAGGUGAGAAGCCUUACGUUUGUCAAACCUGUGGGAAAAAAUUCAGCUGCGGUGCUAAUCUGAAGAAGCACACGAGGGUUCACACCGGCGAGAAACCCUACAUAUGCAGCGAGUGCGGGAAGGACUUUGCAGAUUCCUCUGCAUUUAAAAAUCACACUCGCGUGCACACAGGGGAGAAACCUUAUAAAUGCCCUCGAUGCAAGAAAAGGUUCACGCUCAGCACAACUUUGACAAAGCACAUAAGAACCCACACGGGUGAAAAGCCAUACAAGUGUGACACUUGUGGAAACUGUUUUUCUCAAAGAACAGACUUGAAAAUACACAUCAGGAUCCAUACAGGGGAGAGACCAUACAAAUGCAGCGUCUGUGGAAAAGGCUUCGUAAACAGCACAAAGCGGAAUAAUCACAUGAUUGUUCACAGGGAUGUAGCAUCCAGCAGCAGCAUUUCUAAGAUGUAACUGUGCCAACAUGAAAAAGUUUAUUUAAAGUUUGGAAAAAGUUUUCUCUGUGUGGUCUUGUUUCUAAGCAUGACCGCAUCUGAACCACACAAGUCUGAUAAAGACACUCAAGCAAUGACUGGGAAGUGAUGACAUUGCAUCCUUUGUGGAAAUGUAAAUACCAACUCUGAGACACAUCUGUUGUUGGACCCAGAGUCAGCUGCUGACUUGGGUGUGGAUAGAUUACUGAGGGGGCCUACUGGGAACAGGACCAGAGACAAAGACAUGAAAAAACAACCACAAAGAGACACAAAAAGACCAUAAAGAGACACAAAAUGACCACAAAGAGAUGACAAAUGACCACAAAGAGAUGAAAAAGACCACAAA